This is a messenger RNA of Brassica napus (rape), 1403 nucleotides long. RefSeq names its product zinc finger protein AZF2-like. The transcript has 2 exons. The record is from RefSeq and is a predicted model, not a curated record. Gene Ontology annotation, molecular function: DNA-binding transcription factor activity. The coding region runs from base 220 to 1005 and encodes 261 amino acids. Lineage: Eukaryota; Viridiplantae; Streptophyta; Magnoliopsida; Brassicales; Brassicaceae.
UCUAAUUAAAAAUAGUUAUCUUCCAUAUUUAUUACUAUAGUGUUAGGCCUCAUAAGUACUAAAACAGAGUAUAAAUACGAGACCGACUUAAUACUCAUCCGCCACGUGUUUUUGCGUAUAAAAAAAACACGAGUCCAAACAUUUCUUCACUUCACUCCAUUUUCUCAUCUAACAUCGACGAAGAAGAGAGACACACAACACACAAAGAUUCGUCUGCUUAUGGCUCUCGAAGCGAUGAAUUCUCCUUCGUUCACAGUCCGUAAAGAUAGAAUCGAAGCAACAGAAGAUGAUCUGAUGAACGACGCCGUUUUCAUGGAGCCUUGGCUGAAACGCAAACGCUCGAAACGCCAGCGUUCUCGCAGCCCUUCUCCGUCCACCUCUUCCUCGCCGCCUCGAUCUCGUCGCCCUAAAUCCGAGAGUCAGGAUCUCACGGAGGAAGAGUAUCUCGCUCUGUGUCUCCUCAAGCUCGCUAAAGACAAACACUCACCGCGGCCGCAGCCGCAAGACUCGACGAAGCUCUCGUACAAGUGUAGCGUUUGCGGAAAAGCGUUUCCUUCGUAUCAGGCGUUAGGCGGACACAAAGCGAGCCACCGAAUCAAGCCUCUAACCGCCGAUAAUUCAACAUCUCCGAUCAUCGCCGGAGAGAAGCAUCACAGUUCCGCCACCGUCCCACCUUCCGGGAAGAUUCACGAGUGCUCUAUCUGCCGUAAAGUGUUUCCGACGGGUCAAGCACUCGGCGGUCACAAACGCUGCCACUACGAAGGAAACCUCGGAGGAGGAAGCAAAACGAUUAGCCAGAGUGGAAGCGUGUCGAGCACGGUUUCGGAAGAUCGAAGCAACCACGUGUUGAUCGAUCUAAACCUCCCGGCUUUACCGGAGCUCAGCCUUCAUCACAACCCAGUCGUCGACGAGGAGAUACUGAGUCCGUUGACCGGGAAGAAACCGCUUUUGUUGACGGAUCGUGACCAAGUCAUCAAGAAAGAAGAUUUAUCUCUAAGAAUAUAAUAAUAAUUCUAUUAUUAUACAUAAAACUUAGUUAUAAAGCAUUUAGUUUCAUUUUCAUUCGUUGCAAUUAUUUUUUUUUUAACUAUGGGAUUGGGUAGGGAUUCAUUUCAUGUCAGGGGUUUAUACAGAAUAUGAUUGUUUGGUUUUGAAUAAAUCAUAGUUUCAUUUUGAUUGUUAUUUAGCUUACUGAUCUCUCGAGUUCAGUUUGUAUAAUAUAAGACACGUGGCAUUCUGUGUGUGAACACAGAGCAGAAAUAGUUGAGGGAACGCGAAUCCGAAUCCUUCCAUGUGGAUUCGUUUCCUUGAUUAGCAUUUAGCACAUGUAUUAUCAUUUCGGUACAUAAACUGUUAUAUUUAUUCUUUGCCAUACCUUCCGAUAUGGUUAUUGGCCACUAAAA